AUGAAGUUGAACUCUGAUAGUACUAAGGUUCCAAAAGAAUGGCAGACUGUGUUAGCUUUGUAUGAACAAAUAUGUGCAGAAAGACAAAAAGAUGAGAUUGGUCAGUUGAAGUGGUGGAAGUCCGUGCCUGUGAAAUACAAGUCCGGGACAUUUCAGAUACAGCUGUGUCUGAUGAAAUUACGAAGCAGUUGUUGGACAAGAUGGACAUCAGUAGCAAUCUUGGAGACGAAUAUCACACUAAGCUUGCAGAAGUUAUUUCAAAACACAGGUCGACAUUUAGUCAGUCCGGCGAAGACAGGGUUUUGCGAUGUUAUUGAACACAAGAUAGCCACUACGGAUGAUAUACCAGUCAAGACUGCGCAUCGUAGAAUUCCUCCACAGCAAUGGGGUGAAGUGAGGGAAUAUUUGUCCAAGUCUCUUGAUACAGGCAUCAUCCUUGAAUCAUCAAGUCCGUACGCAUCUCCUGUCGUAUUGGUGAGAAAGAGUAAUGGAAAGCUGAGACUAUUCUGUGAUUACAGGGCCCUCAAUGCGAAGACACGCAAAGGAGCACCAGCAACGUUCAUGAGGUUAAUGGACAGGAUAUUCGGGGACCAAAACUUUCAAACACUAAUUGUCUUCAUGGAUGACAUCUUGGUGUUUGGGGCUACAGAGAAAGAGGUUCUUGAAAGACUGGACAUGGUUCUGACAAGGCUAUCCACAUUCAAUCUAAAGGUCCGGCCUGAGAAAUGUCAGCUAUUCAAGGAAAAGAUUCGCAGGAGGGAAUUCUCCCAGAUCCAGAAAAGAUAA
Molecule: messenger RNA, 786 nt
Organism: Priapulus caudatus
Lineage: Eukaryota; Metazoa; Priapulida; Priapulimorpha; Priapulimorphida; Priapulidae
Exons: 3
Coding region: 1-786 (261 amino acids)
Source: RefSeq, a predicted model, not a curated record